This is a messenger RNA of Suricata suricatta (meerkat), 5622 nucleotides long. It is a transcript of the gene STYX, whose product is annotated as serine/threonine/tyrosine interacting protein. Gene Ontology annotation, cellular component: cytoplasm; nucleoplasm. The transcript is spliced from 12 exons. Gene Ontology annotation, biological process: negative regulation of SCF-dependent proteasomal ubiquitin-dependent catabolic process; negative regulation of protein binding; protein dephosphorylation. Gene Ontology annotation, molecular function: F-box domain binding; protein tyrosine/serine/threonine phosphatase activity. Bases 282 to 953 code for a protein of 223 amino acids. The record is from RefSeq and is a predicted model, not a curated record. NCBI's taxonomy places the organism in Eukaryota, Metazoa, Chordata, Mammalia, Carnivora, Herpestidae.
GCCUGUGCGGCCUGAGGGGCGCGGGUAGUCAGGGGGAGGGAGACGGCAGCAGCAUGGCGGCGGGGCAUGAGCUGCCCAACCUUCCUCUUCCCCGCUGUCGCCGCCGUCGCCGUCGGAGUCGCUGGGACCCUUUAGUCCGCGUGUGUUAGUUGUAAGCCCGUUGCUCGCCCGUCCGCCCUCCAGCCCACCCGCCCUCCUCCCUUUCUCUCGCAGCCCGAGGGUCGGGCGGGCCGGAUAAAACUCCCACUCCCACCCCGCCCACAAUUCCUGGGGCCGGGACCAUGGAGGACGUGAAGCUGGAGUUCCCCUCGCUCCCGCAGUGCAAAGAAGACGCCGAGGAAUGGACUUAUCCUAUGAGACGAGAGAUGCAGGAAAUUUUACCUGGAUUGUUUUUAGGCCCAUAUUCUUCUGCCAUGAAAAGCAAGCUACCUAUACUACAGAAAUCUGGAAUAACCCAUAUAAUAUGCAUACGACAAAAUAUUGAAGCAAACUUUGUUAAACCAAACUUCCAACAAUUAUUUAGGUAUCUAGUCUUGGAUAUUGCAGAUAAUCCAGUUGAAAAUAUAAUACGUUAUUUUCCCAUGACUAAAGAAUUUAUUGAUGGAAGCUUACAGACUGGAGGAAAAGUUCUUGUCCAUGGAAAUGCAGGGAUCUCCAGGAGUGCUGCCUUUGUUAUUGCAUACAUUAUGGAAACAUUUGGAAUGAAGUACAGAGAUGCAUUUGCUUAUGUUCAAGAAAGAAGAUUUUGUAUUAAUCCUAAUGCUGGAUUUGUCCAUCAACUUCAGGAAUAUGAAGCCAUCUACCUAGCAAAAUUAACAAUACAGAUGAUGUCACCACUCCAGAUAGAAAGGUCAUUAUCUGUUCAUUCUGGACCCACAGGCAGUUUGAAGAGAACACAUGAAGAAGAUGAUGAUUUUGGAAGCAUGCAAGUGGCGACUGCACAAAAUGGCUGACUCAAGAGCAAGAUUAUAGAGGCUGUGGAUUUCUAUUUGGGAAGGAGAAAAUACUGAAGACGAUAAUAAUGUAAAAUGUUUUAUUAUAAACCAAGAAUUUUGGACUUGCAAAGAGGUAUUAUUGCAAUAAUGCACUUUUCAUACUUGAAAUUUAUUUGUAUGAUAUAAAGUUAUUACUUUAAACAAAACGGAAGUUAGGGGGGAUUUGUUUAUAAAAUCUGGGUAAUUUAUAACGAGAAUUUCCUAAAGUUUGCUAAAAAUUCAUGUUGUGUUCUAUAUAUUACAUUUUAAAAAUAAUUACAGUUCACUUUUAUGAUGGAACCUCUUAUGGAAACAUUAACAAAUGCAGAAAUCUGCCACAUUUCUGUUUUAGUGUAAUUCAGUAGCUUCAUUACCUUUUUAUUUUUUUAAACUUCUUUAUCCCUUAUUAAUAAUCUUUGAAUCAUGACAUUAGCCAACUCUUCUUACUUUAACAUGAUCCAAGUAUUGCUUCCAUUCCUAUUAUCUUCCUAAUUUGUUUAUUCUAAAGAAAAAAAGUAUAACGAACAAACGAAGAUGUUUUGCUUGGUAAUACCAGAUACUAAAAAACAAGGAGUUUUAGACUUUCGAGUGACUUUCCUUUUUUCCUUAAAAGCCAAAUGUUUUGUUUGUUCUUUUUAGAGUUGUUUAGCCCAUUUUUUCUUUGUCCAAAAUAGUUCUAAAUAGAAUAUAAUAACCAAUGUAGCACUAUUUUUUUCUAAAUGAAGCCCAAAAGAGAAAAGUGCCUUGCAUUAUUAAAAAAUUGAAAAUAAAAAAAUAAAUUUUCAUGACCUCUAAAUUAGUAUGUAGAACAGUGAAGUUUUUAACAUUCUGUAAUUUCUUUUUCGUUUUAACUACACAUUAGUUAAAACAGAGUCUGAGGCUUAAAGAAACCUCAGUACGUUAUUUAAUGUGAAAUAUUUACUCUUCAUUUUAUGUUGUCUUAAUGAUUCUGUGAGGUGGUUCUGGCUCAGACAGCAGCUUUUCUUGAAGAUGCAUUUAUUGGGGAAAGUGGUUUGUGAGAAACCUCGUUGUAUUUAAAAUUAGUGUUUUAAUUCUUUACAUUGAGUUAAUCCAAAUUUCCCCAUAAUUUGCAUUAACAAAGUCACUUUAUGUAUCCUUAUUUCUCCAUAUUUUUAUUUAUACAUAUAAAGAUUGUUCUAAGAAAAACAUUUUUGCUAUUUUAAGUAUGCCAUGAGGGAGGAGAGGAGUGUUUUUAACUUUUUAUAGUUGAUUUAGGGUAGCACAAACAAAACUCCUUUAUAUCUCACUUUUCAGUCCUCUCUUGAGGUGCUUUACUGAUGGGAAUGAUUUCCAUACGUUCCCUUGGUACCAACAGGUACUAUGCAAGGUAACCCAUUACACCAAGUUACUUGCUUUGUUUUCCUCCCUAUAAUGUAAUAUAAUACAGUAAAAAGCUUUUUUAUCCAGCAUAGCAGGAGAGUGGAAAUGAAUUAAAAUUCUUUUAUUAUUUAAGAGUUAAUUCCCAUUGACUGAGGUGGUAUUCUUCUUAUUCCCUUCUCUUCCCCUAUUUUACUACCCUGAGAAGAGCCUAUUAUUAAUCCCACUGUGGUCUUGUAUUCUGUUGUGUGAUUGAUUAUUAGGUCAUGGUAUAGUAGUCUAGUAAAGUCAAGAUUUGCAUUGUGCUCGGAAAUUCCACUUGGCAAAGUGCCAGAUAACACAGCUUUCCUGUAUAUAGAUCACUAUAUAGGUCAGCAAAGAUUUCUCUUGCAGUCUAAUAAUCUGUGAUGCCUCUUCAUUCAGCAGAAAUUCUGCUUAAAAGAACCUUUGUAAUACUACAGUUAGGUUUUUAAAGGAAGGAAUUAAGAUUUUUAAAAUUAGUUUCUUAAAUACACAUAUCAUCUCUAGUCUGGACAAAAAUAGAGAUUUGGUCAUUUAUUAAUUUAAAGCUGGUAAUUUUCCACUUUUUCUAACCACUGUAAUUUUUAUGUUGUCACUAAAGUGCCUGCCCAGCACUGCAUAUUAGACUGUCUCUUGAACACUAGGAAAAGGGACUAUCAUCUUCUUGAGUACAGUACUAAUGGGGACAAAACAUGAAAUUUCUUUCUCUUUCAUGUAGAAACACCCCAAGUUUGUUUUACCUAAGUUCAACUAGUUCUGGUAGCUCUUCUAGUCUUUCUUCUGUUUGGUUCCACUUCUGUAAUUCUUUUUUCUACAGAUGCCUUUUGAUAGUUACCUAUAAAUACCUAUACCUGUAACCAAUCAUGAUUUAUUUUCUAGACUAUUUGAAUAAUGUAUGAGUGAUGUAGCACCCACUUUUAAACAUUAAGUUGUUUUUUUGUUAUAUUUUCAAUUUUUAGUAAGAUUAUUAGUCUUUACCUUGCUUCUACUGCUAUUUUUUACUCUCUUGUAAAGUUUUAUAAUUCUAUUAUUUGCUCGUCGUCUACUGUACUUUUUUCGUUUUUUUCCUCGUAUCUUGGGGGCUGGUGGGGUGUCUUCAUCCAAAGGUUUAAAGGGCAUGACCUCUGUGGUUUCAUAGGCCAGACCAGGUUCAGCGGUGAGCCAGCCACUCUUGGGGACUGGUGGGGUGUCUUCAUCCAAUGGUUUAAAGGGCAUGACCUCUGUGGUUUCAUAGGCCAGACCAGGAGGUGAGGUCCCAUUGUCAGUGCCUCUGUGACAGAUACCGUGCAACAUCAGCUUUGUUUUCCUGGUACCAGGUUCAGCGGUGAGCCAGCCACUCUUGGGGGCUGGUGGGGUGUCUUCAUCCAAAGGUUUAAAGGGCAUGACCUCUGUGGUUUCAUAGGCCAGACCCGGCUGUAAGCUAGCCACGGCACUCCUAGAUGUUGAUGUGGUGCCUCCAUCUUCAGUUUUCAAUGAAACUACUUCCUUGACUUCGGUGGGCGAACCCCCUGGAAAUGCUUGUUGUGCUGUCGGCGGUACAUGGUUCCUGAACGAGGACAUCAUCCCAGAGGACAUUCGGAAUUGCUAACACUUGUGACUUCCCGAGGCAGAACCUCCGAGGAAAGAAUGGAGCGGAGACUCCUGACCGGCGCCAGAUUCACCAGGGACGGAGGGGGCAGAUCGCCAUGCCGUGUUCGUGUCCGGGAGGGUGUUCUCCUCAAGAAGCCGAGUCACAGCAUCAAUGUCAUUAUACGUCUUAGUCAUCUGGCCGACUCUUUCAGCGCAUAAGAGGAAGUAACUUCAGCGUCUCUUCGAUCUGCUCGGUGGUGAGGUCGAUGUUGGCAUCUGGAGAAAUGAGGGGCGUGUGGCGCCAGUCGUCGUGGUCAUUACCGUAGAUGGUGUCGGCUCUUAACCAGUAGUGGGGCAGCUGCUCCUCCAGCAGGCUGAUGAUCUCGACUUCCAGAAGGUCGGUGCUGUUGCACACAUCCCGUGUUGGGUCUGUCCAUCUGUCCCGGACGGACAUCUGGGGAAUUUAAAGCCUCAAGUCACAAAAUACACGGUGACGCCCGUUUGUGGGAGGCAGAGCGCACGCCGGGCGGGGUACCAAAGCGCGACGUCCUCACUCCCAGAACUCGGAAUCAAGCCGCGUGGACGGCGCCAGAAUUCGGGGGAAGGGGUUCCCGGAGGCAGCUUCGCAGAGACCGGAAGUAGGCAGAGAGCUAAAAAGUUGUAAUCUGAGCAAGGAUUUAAACUGAAAUUGGAGGAAAACUGCUUUACUGUCCACUUUAAAAGUAUGAAACAAGUAUUGAAAAUAUUCAAACUGGAAUGGCAGUGUUCUUCUAAUUUUAAUUAGUUCAUGUUAAUUUCUUAUCUAUUAGGUGUUUAAAGAGCAGUUACCCUUAUUUGUAUCUACUCAAUGGUGGAAAUGUUAAACCAUGAUAGCUCUGGCUUCUCAACCAUUUAACUUUCAGAGCAGAAUAUUUGUUGGGGGGGCGGGAUUUGUGCUUCAUCUGAGUUUAGAAGUAAUGUCAGAAAAUGUUAAGCAUGUCCUUUUUAAGAAAAUAUAAGGUUUCUAAUUGUCUACUUACCAUGAUAAUUCAAGUGAAUUAGAAGUAUUUAACUGCAAUCUUGAAUUAUAAAGUUGGGAUGCAUACACACACACACACACACACACACAGCAGGAUCUCAACUUAAUGUAAAGUAAAUGAGCAGUUACCUGGCGGAUUUUGUUUUUAGUGACUGGUUUAAUCCAUAAUUCCAUAACAAACUUAGCUUCACUUCAGUAUUUUUUUUAUCUUUGUCCAUCCAAAAAUGCACCAAAAUGGAAAUGAUAGGAAUAACUAAGAAUUACUAAAAGAUUUUAUUUUAUUUUUAGAAAGAUAAGUUUCUAGGAUCUUUGAAUGCUGGAUUUUUUUGUCUUACCCAUCCAUGGCAGCUAAAAAAAAAUCAAAAUAUUCAGGUUUACAUGUUAGCUCUCUCAUAGGGAGUUGCCAUACCUCACAGUUCAAAGUGUAUUCUAUAGAUCAGUAACAUUAUACUGACAUGUAAUUGCAAUUUACUAUGCAGCAAAAAUGAUUCAAGAAGAAAAAUAACCUACAGUGUCUAUUUACCUUUGUAUAGGCAAUUGCUUAAGUUACUCUGCUUUUAACAUUUGUACUUGGAUAAAAUGCUUACGUAUGUGUAGGAAUGUCACAGUGCAAAAUGCUGCUAGCCCAGGCACAAAGUAUUAAAAUUAUUUUGUGAAGUUUGGUGGUUGUAUUAAAACUGUUGUGCCAUUAUACCUCAAAAA